CAUACAUGGCAUUGAUUUUUAUUGUUGUGUUGAAAUUACUUAAAAAUGAAAUAGAUUGUUCAUGAGCACGGGUGAUAUCUAUUAUAAUCAAUCAUCACAUUCAUCACUAAUAAUAUUUCCGAGAUUGAAGCGGUUGAUCAACGGUAUACACCAACAGUAAUUUGGGUCUGUCACAAUGGAAGAAGACGACAGCACUUGGUUGAUUGAACUAGAGUCGGCGCUUCUCGACGGAUGCUCUGCUCACGAAAUAAACAUGCUCACAAAAGGUAAAAAGAUUCCAGAAAGUCUGCGUCCCGACGUAUGGCUCCUCUGUCUCAACUGUCAAGAUGCUAGCAAUCAGCUAUUGCUCUUUGAUGAAAUCUUCGAUUUGACCAAUCAGAAUGAACUGAGAGAUGAUGUGAAGAAGUUCGUAAAAAGUCUGGGUAAUGAUGAUGAUGAUAAACUCUCAGUAAUUUCUGAUAUUGAAUCAAUUAUCACAUUUUACUGCAAGUCCAAAUCCAUUCAAUACAUCUCUAAUAAUGGUUGGAUCGAAAUUUUAUUGCCAUUGUUGAGCUUAAAAUUACCAAGGGCAGAUACAUACAAUUUGUUUGAAAAAGUGAUAAAUCUAUACAUUCCAAAAGGCUGUACCAAAAAUGGUGUACCUUUCCAUAUACUGCGAUUGGUUUUACAAUAUCAUGACCCAGAGCUGUGUUCAUUCUUGGAUACCAAGAGGAUAACUCCGGAGCAGUACUGCCUGCCGUGGCUCAGAUCCCUUUUUGCUGGAACGUGCAGUCUGGAUGUCGUUCUCUUCAUGUGGGACUUAUAUUUUCAGAGAUCUGAUCCUUUCUUUAUUUUCUUUCUCUGUCUAAUUAUGAUAAUAAACUCGAGAGAACAACUGCUCCAAAUGAAGAAUGAAGAGAAAUCUGAAAUCAUAGAAACUAUGAGCAGAAUGCCGGCAGAUUUGGAAGCACCAGAUGUUUCAGAUUUUUGCUCAUUAGCUCAUUAUUAUUCCUUAAAAACACCAGUUUCAUUCCGAGAUGAUGUCCUAGAUGUAUUGUUUUCAACAAAUGGUCUUGAGAUUAACUCUAAGCUUUAUUCCCAAGCCCUCUGUCUUCCCGUUGCCGUCCAUGAAUUGAUAGAAAGUGCCACAGUAGAUGUGUCAGACAUUGAUAGUGUUAAGUACUUCUUGGUUGAUUGCCGGCCAGCAGAGCAAUACAAUGCUGGGCACUUAUCUACUGCCUUCCAUUUGGACUGCAAUCUCAUGCUCCAAGAACCUAAUGCAUUCAAUACUGCAGUACAAGGUUUACUCAAUGCACAGACACAGGCAUUGGCCGCUGGAUCAUUGGCGGCUGGUGAACAUCUGUGUUUUGUUGGUUCUGGAAGGACAGAGGAGGACAGCUAUGCACACAUGGUGAUAGCGUCAUUCUUAAAAAGGAAUACCAAAUAUAUAUCAAUGCUGGACGGUGGAUUUGUAGCCAUACAUGACUACUUUGGUCCCCACAUGACAGAUUGUUUGGAAGAACACAAUCCGGCCUCAUGCCUAGUCUGUGCCCCGCAAAACAACAAUGAAGGAGUUGAAUCACACCAAAGUAAUGCAAGAGACAAUGCACCCGCCAUACAGUUGUUUAGUAAACUUUCAUCAGCAAUGAAGGCUAAAAGCCAAGAAGUAAAAGGCAAGUUGAUAGAAUACAUUGUGAAUCCAAAUGCUACUGGAGGUACAGGAGAAUGGCAUGUUUCUGCGAGCGACAGGAAAGAACAGAGAUACCGGAAUGUUCCUCCAGUGUUCAGUAUUAAUGACGAAGAUGAUGAUUCUCGUUUAGAUUCAAGAAAGGACUUGACAGACUCAGAUAUGCUGGAAGAAACCGUGGAUCUUAACACAUUCCUAAAAGAGCACAAUGUCAUCGAUAAUUUCUUGUGUCAAGAGGUGCUACUGAAUGGUUACAUGUAUGACUCAUGCUUAGUUGUUACCGAGACACAUUUAAUAGUUCUGCGAGACAUUCCAAACAAGCGGGGCAUGUACAAGGUGCUGUCUCGAAGGCCGCUGUCGACCAUUGUAAAGAUAACGGCGAAAAAGCGGCACCCAGAACUAAUUACAUUCAAGUACGGCGUGCCCGAUGGAGAUAACUUGCUAAUUAAGGAUAUGGAUCGCUUUUUGAUACCCAACGCUUCCCUGGCAACUAAAGUGGUCUCUAACCAGAUAGUCCAACAGUUGGACAAUAAAUAAGAAAUUUGGGUGUAGAAUGAUUCCUAAAGGUACUAUAAAUUCGCCUCAGCCUCAGUAUUCGAUUUUGAACCCAAUUAGUGUACUAUAAGCUUUAUUAUUAUAUUGUACUUGCUGAAGAAAAUCUAGAUUUGGAUCUUAAUUUUUACAAAUUAUUAAAGUAGGUAUUUCUACAUAUUUGGUAGUCUGCCUAACGAGAUUUAGAGCACUUACUUCUUUAUAAAAUGUUUUUGUGAUUACAUGGAAAACACUCACUUUGCUUUCAUUUGCACAUAUUUGAUGUUAAUUACUAUUUUGAAACAUAGCUAAGCUACGUAUUUAAUAUUAAAACUGGUAACUAGUUUUAGUGCAAGUAUUUGAGUUCCUAGUUCAGAACUAAACGUCAACCGUUUUGAAGGAUCGAAAAUGGUUACCUAUCGUUAAUUUCUUUUUUAUUAUUCUUAAAAUGUAGUUACCGAUAUACCAUAGGUAAAAAUAUAACAUAAGUAAGUAUAUGAAUAAUUAACUUGAAUAACCCCUAAGUACCUAUUAGGUAAUUCUAUCAUUUUAUAACGAGUCCUUGCAAGAUUAAAAAAUAGACCGUUAUGUGAAUGAGAAAUCAAUAAUUAUUAAAUUAUUCAAUCUAAUUAUGCAUUUAUUUCGAUAUGUAUAUGUUAUAAAAGAGUCUGAUAGUGAAUAUAUUUUAUACUAGUACUUAUUUUAGCUAGUUUCCUUAGCUUGGCUUUAGUUUUUUUUUAAAUAUGUAUAUAUAACUGUACACACUUGGUACACACCAAAAUUUUGCUUCUGCCAUUCCAAUAUUGCACAACUGUAUAACCUAUCUUCUAUGUUAGAAGUUGUAAUAAUUUUAGCACUUGUGUCUUGAAUUUACAUGCCCUGUUACCACGAAAAGCGAUAAUAAACGUUGAGCUAGCAGUGCUAGCACUUCUACAAUUAAGGCUAACUAAGGCCCUUUCAACGAGCAAGAUGAUUUGAAGGCUUCAUGAGGUAUACAUAUGUAUAUCAAGCAUAUAACAUUUAAAACUUUCGUGUUUUGGUUACAUAUUAAAUAAUAAUUGCUAAUUUGU
Molecule: messenger RNA, 3267 nt
Organism: Cydia strobilella
Lineage: Eukaryota; Metazoa; Arthropoda; Insecta; Lepidoptera; Tortricidae
Gene: TBC1D23
Product: TBC1 domain family member 23
Exons: 2
Coding region: 176-2203 (675 amino acids)
Biological process (GO): retrograde transport, endosome to Golgi
Cellular component (GO): trans-Golgi network
Source: RefSeq, a predicted model, not a curated record